AUGCAGGUGCCACUUCUCCGGCUACAGUGCGGUGUCAACAGUUACGACUGGGGCAAGGUCGGCCAAGAGUCGGCAGCCGCCAGGUAUGCCGCCACAACUGCCGGCCCCGAUUUCACAAUCGAAGCCGAGAAGCCUUACGCCGAACUUUGGAUGGGCACACACCCGUCUCUUCCUUCCAAAGAUGUGGAGACCCAGCGAACUCUGCUCGACAUGGUCCAAGACAACCAAUCUUUGUUGUCGACCGAAAUAAGUGAGCGAUUCGGUGGUAAACUGCCAUUCCUCUUCAAGGUGCUGUCCGUUCAAAAGGCGCUUAGCAUCCAGGCCCACCCCAACAAGAAGCUUGCAGAGCAGCUUCAUGCCCGGGACCCCAAGAACUAUCCUGAUGACAACCACAAACCUGAAAUGACCAUUGCCAUCACUCCAUUUGAAGGUUUGUGUGGCUUCCGCCCCCUCGCUGAAAUCACACAUUUCCUCCAGGCUGUGGAGCCUCUGCGCACUCUGGUCGGUGAAAAGGUUGCCAGCGAGUUUGAACAGUCCGUCAAGAGCAACGAAGACUCAGAGGACCCAACUAUCGUCAAAAACAACAAGGAUGCGUUACGUGCCCUCUUCACCACUUUGAUGGAGUCUCCGUCCGAAAAGGUGGCGGCAGCAACCUCCGCUCUGAUUUCUAUUGCAGAGAGCAGUCCCGACAGCUUUGGAAUCCUACCCGGUGAGGUUGAAACCAACCCAACAAACCCCACAGAGCUGGCAGCUCUUGCCAAGCGAUUGAACGGAGAGUUCCCGAACGACAUCGGCCUGUUUGUCUUCUUCUUCCUCAACUUCGUCAAGCUGUCAUCGGGUGAAGCCAUGUUCCUUAAGGCAGACGACAUCCACGCUUAUAUUUCCGGUGACAUCAUCGAGUGCAUGGCUGCCUCCGACAACGUCGUGCGAGCAGGCUUCACCCCAAAGUUCAAGGACGUCGACACCCUCACUCAGAUGCUCACCUACUCAUAUGCACCAAUCGAGGAGCAAAAGCUCCAGCCAACAGACUACCCUUACGCCGUUCUUAACGCAACUGCAUACUCGAGUGCUUCGUCCGCCAUGCUCUACGAUCCUCCCAUCGACGAGUUCAGCGUCGUGAAGAGCGACCUGAAGCGUACUGGUGCCAAGGUGACUUUUGACGGUAUCUCUGGUCCUAGCAUUAUCAUUUGCACCCAGGGUAAGGGCAAGAUCACCGUGGGUAACAAGACCGAGGAGGUCCAGGAGGGCUAUGUUUUCUUCGUUGGUGCCACUGCGGAAUGUGUGAUUGAAAACACUGGCAGCGGAGAGGGCGAGGACGAUGUUUUCACUACCUAUAAGGCAUUCUGCGAAUUGCCCCCGGUUGGUGAGGAAUAA
Molecule: messenger RNA, 1374 nt
Organism: Penicillium salamii
Lineage: Eukaryota; Fungi; Ascomycota; Eurotiomycetes; Eurotiales; Aspergillaceae
Source: the annotation of a GenBank genome assembly